This is a messenger RNA of Myxocyprinus asiaticus (Chinese sucker), 7201 nucleotides long. RefSeq names its product sickle tail protein homolog. The record is from RefSeq and is a predicted model, not a curated record. Gene Ontology annotation, cellular component: cytoplasm. Lineage: Eukaryota; Metazoa; Chordata; Actinopteri; Cypriniformes; Catostomidae.
CCCGAGGAUGUGGACAGCCACAGCAGAACGCGAAACAGCGCAGGUGAGAGCGAUCAGUCAGAACCCUGGUCCCCCUGCACCGUGCCAAGGAGACACACAGUAGGAGGGCCUCGCACUGCUGGGGACGUCAUGCAAUCCUACAACACGGACCACAGGAAAGAGGCCUUUCUUGAGCACCUGAAACAGAAGUAUCCCCAUCAUGCCACCAUAAUCAUGGGCCACCAGGAAAGACUCAGAGAGCAGAUCAGAAGCUCUGCACACAGUGUAACCACCCAGUCGACUGUAGGGGAGCCAGGGGAGCAUCUCUCUUUGGCUUCCCUCAACUCUUUGGAGGCCAUGUCGGAGGGAGAAGCCCCCUCCGCCUUCACACGAGGCAGCCGCUCCCGAGCGAGCCUCCCUGUGGUCAAGUCAACUUACCAGACCAAGGACAGGUCAUUAGGUGUACUUUACCUGCAAUAUGGAGAGGAGACCAAACAGAUCCGAAUGCCCAAAGAGGUGACAAGUGCAGACAUCAUCAGGGCCAUGUUUGUCAGUGCCUUCCCUCAGCACCUCACCAUGAAGACCAUGGAGUCUCCAAGUGUGGCCAUAUACAUCAAAGAUGAUAUGAGGAAUAUGUACUAUGAGUUAACUGAUAUCAGGAACAUCACACCACACUCUUGCCUGAAGGUGUAUCACAAAGACCCAGCCCAGGCCUUCAAUCACAACGCAAAAGCCAAUAAUGGAGAUAUUAGGAUCACAAAAGAGAGGCUUUAUAGCAGCAGACAGCAACCGGGAGGCCAAAGCCCAGUGCAUACUCUUCCCCACAGUCCCAUCCACACAAUCCAGGGCUCCACGUCUCCACCUACACCUCGUUCCAUGCCCUCCUCCCCAUCCAGGACCGCCUACAGUCACUCUGUUUCCAUGCCAGGUGGCGCUACCUUACCCAGGGACCGUCUGUCCAGCGUUCCCCCCAGUCGCUCCAUCACGCCCUGCGCCAGUGCCAUCUUGGAGCGGCGUGAUGUAAAACCGGACGAGGAUCUGAGCAGCAAGAGUGUUCCACUGUAUGGAGACCGUCACACUCCACCUGAGGCCAGGCUCAGUGUUGCUUCUCAAGGCAGUCAUACUGGAGAUGUCCCGGAUGGAGUGGCAUAUAUCCAGCAUCGCUCCUCUAUCAAGUCUACUGGUGCUUAUGCAGAGGGUCAGGACCAGCAGCACACCCUCUACAGACAGAAAUCUCGCAAGUACAGCGACAGUCAGAUCACCUCCAUGGGAUCCAAAACUCCGCCUACUUCCCCCCACAGGGUCAGAAUGAUUGACAUGCAGGGAGAGGCAGUGGAAAGGGCAUCACCUGUUAAAAGGUCUUUCCGUAAGGACAGUAAUGGAACCAUGGAGGUCAUGACCAGGGUGAGAGGCAACUUGGCCUCUCCUGUUUUUGCUGACCUUCCACGCGGUCAUGGGGAGAGGCCAUUUCAAGGACACGUGUCAACCGGAGAUCCUCAGAGUGAAAGAAUAAAAGCAAUGGAACAGCAGAUAGCAAGUCUUACUGGACUUGUUCAGAAUGCUCUUUUCAAGGGGACAAAUACCAGUGGCAUAGAGACAUCAAGUGAGAAAUCGUUGAGGAUGUCCUCUCCUGCUCAUAACAUUAAUAAUGAGGGAGUCUGUGCUGUAGCAUCGUCUAAAAACCCAGCUUUGCAUAUAGACACCCUUUCAGCACAGGCCCCUGUCGGAGACCCUGCUAUAUGCUCCAUUCUCUCAACCUUCAGGAGAAAUGUCUCUGACCUAAGACUGCAACUUCACCAACUUAAACAGAUGCAGUUGCAGAACCAGGAGGCAAUGCAGCUGAUGCUGCGACAGGCAGAGCAGGAGAUCUCUGGAAAAGCUUCAGACACUCUCUUGCACCUUGAAGACCCUGUAAAUAGACAGAGAAUCCAGGUGGAUGAAGAAAGGCACAGAUAUUUGGGAACGGAGGAGAGGGUUCUCAUUCAGCUCGGAGAGCUGGAGAGCUAUGUGGAGAAGCUCAAGCAAGAAUCCACCUCUGCCACAAGCCAUCGGCCAGUCACUCUAAAGGAUGUGGAGGAAGGGGCGGUCAAUCUACGUAAAGUAGGAGAAGCUUUGGCUUCUCUCAAAGGAGAGUUCCCAGCACUGCAGAUGAAAAUGCGUGCAGUGUUGAGGGUGGAGGUGGAGGCAGUGCGCUUCCUGAAGGAGGAGCCUCACAAGAUGGACAGCAUGCUGAAGAGAGUCAAAGCUCUGACUGACACUCUCAGUGGACUGAGAAGAUAUGGUACUGAGAGCCACAACCAUGCUUCUGAUGCAGUGCCUGCUAAGGCAGUGGCUGCUGAUGCAGUUACCUUUGUGGAGGAGUGUAGAUCAACCCAACCUGUUCACGAUUCCCCAAACCCACAACCUAGAUCUCCUGCCAAAAUUAGCUGCUCAGAGCCCACGCCCUCAUCUCCCGUAACUUUGCACCAUGUUCGGACGGCUCCCGUCACCUCACACCACCACAGCCCCCGGCUCACACCCACCCAUGGCAGGGACUCUCCAACUGUGGCGAAGGUCAGCCCUAGGAGCAGAGAGACCAGCCCUGCUCUGCACAAGAGAGCAGCUCCACAAGACCAGGAAGCCCCACUGGCAACUACUGCCAUCAGGACAACUGGAUCAUCCACAUCUCCACUGCAAGGAGAGGAGAUCACUGUCAACACAAGCAGGCCCAUGCCUGAAGAGGUUUCAGAAAGCACAGCAGAGGGGGAUGAGGGCACACCCAGCAUGGUUCACUCUGCUGGCACAGAAAUGGAAAAGGAAAUGGAUAGGAUCCUUCAGCAAACCCAGGCCAGCCUUAUGAAGGCCAUACCUAACCUGGAGUUGAGCAACCAGGUGGACAACACCCACUCCCAAACACCCAACAUCCUGCUGGACGAGGUGGACUCUCCACUCCCUGUGUCUCCAGUCCCUUUUCAAACAGAAGUCACACUGCAAGAUGGAUCUGAAGCAGAAAAACCAGUCCAGACCAGUUUGGAGAGACCACAGAAGCCGGCCAUAGAGAAGCCCCACAGGGCCAGUGUUGACAGCGUAAAGUCCAACCCGGAGACAGCCAGCAAAUCACCUCCCCCUCCUCCUCCACGUAGAUUCUACCCCUCUGGAACUGGCCUUACCACAGGACGUUCAGGAGAGGUUAUCUACACCACCCGGAAAGAGUCCACUAGCACUCAGGAGGGUGAAGAGGAGGCCCUGCAGCAUAAGCCCUUGCGUGUGCCCCCAGAGGUCAAGCCAAAGACCCACACCCCUCCCCCUGUCAACACCUCCACUUUACACGAUGAAGAGGAUGAAGGAGAUAAGAUUAUGGCUGAGCUACAGGUGUUUCAGAAGUGCACAGUUAAAGAUUUACAGCCCAGAUACAUUGUUGAUCUCACAACCAAUGAGCUCUCAGACAGGGAGAUGGAGUCAGUGCUUUCCCUCUCUUACCAUACAAAGCAGACCACCACUCACCCAUCUGAGGAAGAAAGUAGGGAAGAUAGUGCAUCAGCUGGCUCCGGGGUUAUGUAUUACAUCACGGGAACAGCAAAGACAUCAAAAGAAAGCACUUCAAGGGCAGAAAACCCAAAGUCCAAGGAAACCACUUGUCCUCCUUCAAAGGUUGCAUCUGUGAAUGCUUCAGUUGACUUAUCUAUAACUUCACUUAAAUCAGUCAAGGAAGUCCAAAGCAAGCUGAGUGGUACUCAGCAGGUGUCACCUGACCCAGUUAACUCUUUAAAGACUAGCCAUGUAGCUGGAGAAGAGGCAUCUCUCAUUAAACCCAUAGAGCAUAAGACUGAAUCGGUUCUAAAGUCACUAAAACAGGCAUUACCUGCAAGCUCUGAGAAAUUCACACCUGUUAAGAAGUCAGAGCAGCAGAUAGAACAUGCAUCCUCCGAGCAAAUGUCUUUACCUGUCCAGGAGAAGUCAUUAGGACAGGGACAAUGUACGACCACUGUUCAAGUUACACUUGUUAGCAAGGGCCCGCACAUUGUUAAACCUCAGAUUCAGUCACCUGUCCAACAGCCAAACAAUGAUGCUUCAAGGUCAACACAGCAGAAUGAAUGUAAUGGAAAUGAGCAGCAAGUAAUAAUGAGGUCAGAGGCCAGAUACACAGAGGAGGCCAGUCUAAGCCCAGACCUCCCAGGAGAAGAAGGUCCUCCUCCACCAGAUAACAUUGCCUUCAGGAUCACUAAAACCAAGGUACAGGCUCUGUCAAAUGGAGAGUACCAACAGCUGGUCAACAGCAAGGGCAUGGAUGUCCAGACUGUUAAAGUGGGCUCAGAACCAACCAUAUCUGCCCCAGAGGACUCUGGAUAUGACAGGAAGCCAGUUAUAAUAAUUUUUGAUGAGCCUAUGGAUAUCUGUCAGGCCUACAAGCGGCUGUCCACCAUCAUUGAAUGUGAGGAAGAGCUUGAGAGGGUGCUGUCAGAAGAACGAAUUGAUGAAGAAACCGAAGAGGAAGUGGAAGCAAUCUCAAAUAGUGAGUCAGUCAGUCAGAUAACACCUAAAAAUAAUGUUGUAGACACAUGCAGGAUGGAGAACCGUGUAAACGAUCAAAGGACUAGUAGUGUUGGUAAUGCAAUGCCUCUACAACAGCAAAGUUUCUUUGAGAGUCGUUCUCUUGAUGUUGAGGAUGAAGACCAUACAGAAUCUUCUAAUGGCGCAAAACAAGAUUCAAAAAAGAAAUUCAAGUUUAAAUUCCCCAAGAAGCAGCUCGCAGCUAUCGGCCAGGCCCUUCGCACGGGGAAGAAAAAUGGCAAGAAGACGCUGCAAGUAGUCGUAUACGAGGAUGAAGAGGAACCAGAUGGAACUGUGACUGAGCUCAAAGAAACCAAGAGGUUUGAGAUCAAGUCCCAUACAGACUCAAGUUCUCCCACCCCUAGGUCUUUAUCGCAAAGCCAGACCGCCACAUCCAAGACAACCAAAGACAGAACAGAGGAGCUCUGUAAGACCACGUAUCAAACAUUAGAUAGCCUUGAGCAGACCAUUAAGCAGCUAGAAAGCACCAUAAGCGACAUUGGUCCUGUAGUGUCAGCGGAAGUCUCCCGCAAAGACUCAAAGGCAAAAAGAAUUGCCAGUCAAGCAAAACCAGAGGAGGGCAGCCCCACCAAAAGGCCAGCUCCUGUGGAGCCAAAGCCCAACAAGUCUGCCAAACAUAAGAGGCCUAAAACACAGUCUCGAUCAUCCUCAAGCACUUCCACCUCCUCCAGUUCCUCCAGCUCCAGCAGUCAACAGAACUCUGGUGACUCCCCUGCUUCAAGUGGGAUUUCCUCGCCCAAAUCGCACCAGCAGUCUGGGAGUGUGGAAAAACCUGGAAAACCCCAAAAGCUCCAGGACUCCCAAAGGCAAUUCCGACAGGCUAAUGGGAGUGCUAUGAAAGCUGGUGGGAAUAGUAAACAUUUUUCCCUUGCUUUGCCUGCUUCUAAGAUCCCAGCCUUUAUACCUAGCUCAACCCGUGCUCCUAAUGCGAACGUGUCUAGGCCUACUAAUCAAACUUCUUCCUCUCUUAAGUCCUCAAUCCCAUGUCUCAGUCUGAGCUGGCCCAACUGUAGACCCAUCUUGCCCUCCAAUGACUCUAUCCAAAGCCCUCGUUCCCCUCGGCUGACUAAAGGUCAAACCCUAACCCUUCCUUCACAGACUCAAAAUUGCCCCGUCUCCUCAUACUACUCAUCCUACUCGUCCUCCACUUCUGUCUCUCCGACCUCUACUUCCUCCUCCUCCUCCCCUUCCUCUCCUUCCCUCCUGUCCCCCACUACCAUGUGCCGGGGUGGCCGAGCUGUACACAUGCUCACAAACAUCAGCAGCCACAGGUCUCUGAAGGCCAGCAGUGGCCAAGCCACUACCACACCAGCAUCCUUUACUGGGGACAUGGAAUGAGCUUUACAAUUCUCUCUUGCUCUUUGUGUUUGCACUCCCAUUCCGGUGGGAUUUAAGGUGUGCAUCUCCUUUGAGACACUGACUCAGUUAUGAUGUGUGUUGGGGUGGUAUUAUUGUUUUUGUGCAAAUCUUCUGAAAUCUUAGUAAUUCAGCAGCUUUGUAUUUCGAAAAAAGUUAACAAAAUAGAUCUAGAGCCGCAUAUGGUGCUUCUAAAUAAUAGACUUCUUUUUUUGUUUAUGUGAGGGAUUACACUUGACAGUGUUGGCUUUAUAUUUUUAGAUGUGCAUUUGAAAAUGAUUUGUUUACUUAUAUAAACUAUAUAAAAUAUACAUUGUUAUUUUAGAGAAAGGAAAUUAGAUGAAUACAGUAUGUUAUAGUAUAUUUUGUUUUAAUUAGUCAAAUUCAGUGAGGUCAAAAAGUCUGAGACUGCAUUGAAAAUAAUAAAUAGUAAAAUAAGGAAUAAAUAUUUUCUACACAAUUUCUAGGUCACUAAUCAAGACUAAGCAAAUGUAGGAUGUUGACCAUGUUAAAUCCACAUGCUCUUUGGAACAUUCUCUGAUCAUGUUAAGAGAUCAUUGAUCAUCUGGAUUUACACAAACUUGCAAAGUCCUUGGCAGCUCAAAUGCAUGCUGUCAUUAAAACAAAAGCAAAAAUAAUUAUAUAAUUUGUAAUAAAAAGUAUGUGUACUGAAUUAGAAAAGAAUAAAAAAUGUAAACAUUUUCACUAAUGGUCUCAGACUUAACCCCUUUUCAAUCCAAGAAAUGGUUGAACAGGUCUGUGGUGAUUGAUUUGACUGUUUGAAAGGUAUCUAACCAUAUUUAAUCUGAAUUAGUUUUAACUUUGCCUCCAGUGCACUGCCAGUUUAAAAAAAAAAAAAAGAAAAGAAAAAUGCAGGCAACAAGCUUGCUAUUUAUAGUAUUUUGCCACAAAACCAAGUGUUUGUUGAAAGAUUUUACAUGACAUUAGAAACAAAAGUGUAUAUAGUGUGAGUGGAUGACAUACAACCAAUGUAGUGAUUCUGUAGCCUUUCUUUGUGUUACACCAUUUUUUUUCUAACCUUUAAAUAGCUGAUGUAAAAUGCUAAAUAAUUGUAUUUUACUUGCUAGUUGAUUAAAUAAGAGGUUCAUAAAAUACCUUGGCUAUGAUAAAAAAGGUAUUUUAUCUUGCCAAACGUUACUAUGCAUGCUGUUAGAUAUUGAAUUGCAGAGAGGAUAAUGCAAAGGCAAAUGCUGUAAAUAUUAUCUCUGAUUUUGUAUAAUUGUAUAACUUGUACAAAAAUUGUGUGGAACAAAUUGCUUGCCAGAGAAGUUUCUCAAAUAAAGGGCUGCCAGUG